AUCCCUAUCAAUCCCCUACACCCAGCCCCAGCACCCCAUCCCCAUCUCGCCUCCGGCGGGACCCCCUCGAGCCUCCGCGCUCGUUCCCGGCUCCCAGGACACAGCUCGCCCAUUGGCCGGCGCGGCGCCGCGCGGGAAAGGUGCCAACGGCUGCAGCUGGCCCGCGGGGUGCGGAGAUGGCGUCGGGGGCCCGGGCUGCGGGGCCCGAGGACCGAACCGGGAGCCCCGGCAGGCGAGGCGAGAAGGCCGUCUCCGCGCCGGGCGGAGACGGGGCGGCGGCGGGGAUGCUGAAGAGCAGGGCGUCCCCGGCGCGGUCGGUGGUGGCCUCCCCUCGACCGGUGAAGGCGAAGGCGGGCCGGGAGGCGGCCCGGCGGCGGCUGCAGCUCCUGCCGGUGACCCAGGCCCAGGGCCCCGGCGAGGGGGCGGCGGGGGAGGAAGGGGAGCCCCUUCCCUCUGUGCCCGAGGAGGCGCAGGCGGAGGCGCGGCCACUGCCCCCCAUCUGCGUGUCCCCCAUGAGGGGCAUGUGGCGGGACGAAAAGGUGGCGCUGUAUUGCGACCAGGUGCUGCAGGAUUGUAAGGCAGAAGAUGCUGAUGAGGCCAUGAGUAAAUACCUCUCAGAGAAAUUAAAGUUGAAAGACAGAUGGCUUGGGGUCUGGAAGACAAAUCCUGAGUUAUUCUUUGUGACGUAUGAAGAAGCGUCCAUCCCUUUUGUUGGUAUACUGGUUGAGGUAACUUGUACACCACACCAAACCUCAACAUCUUGUUUCAAAGUGACUGUUUCUGUUGCUGAGCCUUUUUCUUCUAAUAUUGCGAAUAUUCCAAGGGGUCUGGUUGAUGAGAUUUUAGAGGAGCUAGAGCACUGUGUGCCUCUCUUGGAAGUGCACCCUGUUGAAGGACAAGAUUCUGAAAUACGUGACAUUGCUUUGGCCUUGGAAGUUGUCAGGUUUUUUUAUGACUUUCUCUGGAGAGACUGGGAUGAUGAAGAAAGUUCUGAGAAUUAUACUGCUUUGAUUGAAGAAAGAAUUAAUUUGUGGUGCGAUAUACAGGACGGAACAAUACCUGGCCCUAUAGCACAGCGUUUCAAAAAAACCUUGGAGAAAUAUAAAAACAAGCGUGUCGAGCUCAUUGAGUAUCAGAGCAACAUUAAAGAAGACCCCUCUGCAGCGGAGGCCGUUGAGUGCUGGAAAAAAUACUAUGAGAUAGUGAUGCUCUGUGGACUACUGAAAAUGUGGGAAGAUUUACGCCUCCGAGUCCAUGGACCAUUUUUCCCGAGAAUUCUGAGGCGUCGGAAAGGAAGAAGAGAUUUUGGAAAGACUAUAACGCACAUUGUGGCGAAAGUGAUGACGACGAACAUGGUAAAGGACUUAUCCUCAGACACGUUUCUCCAGCAGCACGACGACUUGGAUUUGGCUCUGGAUAGCUGCUACAGUGGAGACACUGUGGUUAUUUUUCCAGGAGAAUAUCAAGCUGUAAAUCUUGCUUUGUUGACGGAUGACAUCAUCAUAAAGGGAGUUGGGAAGAGAGAGGAGAUUAGAAUUACUUCUGAGCCUUCUCAUGACAGUUUUGUGGUGUCCAAAGCUGAUAAUGUGAAACUAAUGCAUCUGUCUUUGAUACAACAAGGGACAGUUGAUGGUAUUGUGGUGGUGGAGUCUGGUCACAUGACUCUAGAGAACUGUGUGUUAAAAUGUGAAGGAACAGGAGUGUGUGUUCUGACAGGGGCUGCUUUGACACUCACAGACAGUGAAAUAACUGGUGCCCAGGGUGCUGGUGUUGAACUGUAUCCUGGGAGUAUGGCCGUUCUGGAAAGGAAUGAAAUUCACCACUGUAACACCCUCGGAACCAGUGACGGUUCAAAAAGCACCUUAGGUGGAGUUAGUAUGAAGGUCCUUCCUGCGCCCAAACUGAAGAUGACCAAUAACCACAUUCACAGCAACAGCGGCUACGGCGUGAGCAUCAAUCAGCCCGCGGAACAGUUCUUCGUCGUGGAAGAAGCCCUCAACAAAGGCGCUGCCUCCGGAGACAAAAAAGAUGAGACAGUGCUGUCCAGGGUCAUGCACAGCCUGAACCUGGAGAUGAGCGACAACAAGAUAGAGGCCAACUCGAAGGGGGACAUCCGAGUAGUCACGGGUUAGAGCGCCGGGCUUGCGUCAGAGGCUCACACUUCAGGGGGACGG
This is a messenger RNA of Phyllostomus discolor (pale spear-nosed bat), 2174 nucleotides long. RefSeq names its product SHC binding and spindle associated 1 like (gene SHCBP1L). NCBI's taxonomy places the organism in Eukaryota, Metazoa, Chordata, Mammalia, Chiroptera, Phyllostomidae. The record is from RefSeq and is a predicted model, not a curated record. Gene Ontology annotation, cellular component: meiotic spindle. The transcript is spliced from 10 exons. Gene Ontology annotation, biological process: spermatogenesis; male meiosis cytokinesis. The coding region runs from base 177 to 2132 and encodes 651 amino acids.